AUGAGUAUUGUGGAGGAGGGGGAGAUGUUCAGUGUGUUCAGUGCCAGCAAGCAGAAAUAUUGUCUCUCUCCUCCUCCCCCCGCCCCGUCACCCCAAGCCCUGCCCCGUCACCCCAAGCCCCGCCCCCCAAGCCCUGCCCCGCCCCCCAAGCCCCGCCCCUUCACCCCAAGCCCAGUCCUGUCACCCCAAGCCCCGCCCAUUCACUCCAAGCCCUGCCCCGUCACCCAAGCCCCGCCCAUUCACCCCAAGCCCCGCCCCUUCACCCCAAGCCCCGCCCCUUCACCCCGCCCCCAGACCCUGUCACCCCGCCCCGAGACCCUGUCACCCCAAGCCCAGACCCCGUUACCCCAAGCCCCGCCCCUUCACCCCAAGCCCCGCCCCUUCACCCCAAGCCCCGCCCCUUCACACCAAGCCCAGACCCCGUUACCCCAAGCCCAGACCCCGUUACCCCAAGCCCUGCCCCUGCCCCUUCACCCCAAGCCCUGCCCCUUCACCCCAAGCCCCGCCCCGUCACCCCAAGUCCCGCCCCAUCACCCCAAGCCCCGCCCGCCACCCCAAGCCCCGCCCCGCCACCCCAAGCCCUGGUUUUUACUCUGA
Salvelinus fontinalis (brook trout) is the source of this 597-nucleotide messenger RNA. RefSeq lists its product as uncharacterized. The record is from RefSeq and is a predicted model, not a curated record. The transcript has 2 exons. Lineage: Eukaryota; Metazoa; Chordata; Actinopteri; Salmoniformes; Salmonidae. Bases 1 to 597 code for a protein of 198 amino acids.